CAAAUUUAUUAUUGAAAAAACAAAGACCUAUAAGAUUUGGUACCGUGUCGUCAAGACUUUGUUGUUUCUCUUCUCUUUAGGUCAACAGAUAAGCGUAUUUAACUUAAAUUCAAGCAUAGAUCUGUAAGUUGUAGAAUUUGAAAAAAUCAACACCACAUACCUAUACCUAAGCAAAGCCUUAUAUACGUUAAUUCAUUCUUUUCGGAGAACGAGCGGUCUUUUUGCUUGUAACGAUGUUUAUCCUGAAGCUGCUGGAGAGACGACUCGUUUCUAAGAACAGAAUUAGUCUAUUCUCUGAGAAAACUAGCAUUAUUCUCCUAAUAUCGACUAUCACUGAGCUUUGUGUUGCCUCAUCGCCAGACCGUCUAGGACCACGGUUUGUCCACGAACCGCCAUCACUUGUUGAAUUCGACAAUAACACCGACACAGUGGUUCAUUGUUCGGCGCGAGGCAGUCCUAUUCCUCGUGUAACUUGGACGCAUCGGGACGGAAGUGACAUAAGAGAUGUACCUGGAUUACGUCACGUCCGGCCAGACGGAUCACUUUUCUUCCCGUCGUUUCGGAGCGAAAAUUAUAGGCCCGACAUACAUGAUGCCACAUACAGUUGUAUUGCUUCCAACAUCGUGGGAACACUUGGUAGUAGAGAUGUGCGUAUAAGAGGAGUUGUUCAACGCCACUUUAAGGUUCAAGUUCAUGAUGAAUUUGCAGUCAAGGGGAACGUUGCAGUAUUAAAAUGUCACGUCCCUUCUUUCGUUCGAGAGUAUGUUUCCGUUGCAUACUGGAAGCGAGAAGAUGGCGUUGUCAUACGUUCAACUGUGUCUAAAGGUGGCAGGUACAGCAUAUUACCGAAUGGUGAACUACAUAUUAGGGGUGUCACAAUGAAAGAUGAAUUGACUGGUUAUAGAUGUCACGUUCGUCACCGCUUGACAUCUGAUAUAACUAGUAGUACCGACGUAGGACGAUUGAUUGUCAAAGAUCCCCACAGCCUGUCACCGCCUCGAGUGAGAGACCAGCAACAAAGAAUUCAAGCUGUACUGGGCAAGGACAUCGAGUUAACCUGCGUUGCCCAAGCCUUUCCUGCUCCCACCUACAGAUGGUACAGAGACCAAUAUUUGAUAAGUCCUAGUUCUAGACUCACAAUCGUGGACAGUUCUCUGUUGAUAGAACAAGUGGAAAUAACAGACAGUGGAAAAUACGUCUGUAUCGUUAACAACAGCUUGGGAGAAAAAUCUGUGCAGAUAACAUUGAUAGUAACUGCCCCACUUUUGGCGGAAGUUCAACCGGAAACCCAAGAAGUUCGCAUUGGAAAGUCGGCCAUAUUUAAUUGUUCAAUUUCUGGACAUCCAGUUCACAGUGUUCAUUGGAAGAAGAAUAACCGGCCCCUAAUUGAAGACGGUAGAAUACGGCUGUUGAGCCGUGAAGUCUUGUACAUCAGUAAGGUGAAGAGGGGAGAUCAAGGAAUGUAUCAGUGUUUUGUGUACAAUAGUCAAGAAUCCGCGCAAGGAAGCGCAGAAUUAAAGCUAGGAGAAGUGGCUCCGUCCAUGAUGGUUACGUUUCCUGAAAGAAAUUUAAAACCAGGGAUGAGCUUAUCACUCAGUUGCUCAGCAUCAGGAAACCCUCUUCCCGUAAUCACCUGGAAACUGGACGGAUUUCCAAUUCCUGAAACCCCUCGCUUAAGAAUUGGUGAUUUUGUUACGUCUCAUGGUCACGUGGUUAGUUACGUCAAUAUCAGCGAUGUCAGAGUUGAAGAUGGCGGCGAGUACUCGUGUAAAGCAACCAAUGCUGUCGAUAGUGUUACUCACGCUGGGAAAAUAAACGUAUAUGGACCACCAAUAAUACGUCCGAUGGAAAACGUCACAGUCCUGUCCGGAGAAACCUUAACCCUAAGAUGUGCCGUGUCCGGUUACCCAAUUAAAAGUAUUACCUGGGAACGAGAUGGCUCUCCUUUGCCUCUGACGCAUCGCCAAAAGGUGGAGUCACAUGGCGCUCUAAUCGUAAGAAAAAUGGAAAGACCAGCUGACCAUGGAGAAUACACAUGCAUAGCCAAAAGUCCAGAAGGACUCACAGCAAGAGGACGGAUAUAUGUGAUUAUCAAAGUGGCGCCCCUUAUCGACGAAGAAUUUUUCCCAGAGACCAAAAUUGUGAGUCAGGGAAUGCGAGUCAAACUCGUCUGCGCCAUAAUUAAGGGAGAUACACCUAUCAGAAUCGGAUGGAUGAAAGAUGGCGAUGCUGUUGUCAGAGAAAACAGGAGACGGGUACAAACUUUGGAAGAUUCUUCUCUCCUCGUGCUGACGAAUGUAUCGUAUUCAGACAGUGGAAAUUACACAUGCUUUGCAUCGAAUAGUGCAGCUACUGUCAACAGAACAACAACGCUCGUUGUCAAUGUGCCACCCCAUUGGGUUAAGGAACCUUCCAACACAAAUGUUGUGCGUGGGUACCGUAUCUCUAUGGACUGUAUGGCAGACGGGUUUCCCAACCCUCGUGUUUUUUGGAAAAAAUCUACUGGAGAGAAACCGGUGGAUUUUAGAGAGAUUGGACCAAGUUAUAAAAUGCAAGUUUAUGGAAAUGGAAGUUUGGUUAUCCAAGAAACAGAAAUCACUGACAGUGGUUACUAUAUGUGUCAAGCUAAUAAUGGGAUAGACGAAGGUCUAAGUAAAGUCAUAUUUCUUAAAGUACACGCGCCUCCAGAAUUCGAGACUAAAUAUGGGAGUCAAGCAGUAAAGAAAGAACAAGACGCCAUUCUCAGUUGUGAAGCUAGUGGAGAAUCACCACUAAAAGUUCGCUGGGAGAAGGACAAGCAUAUUUUAGAUAUCGGUUCAAACAAAAAUUUAACUGGAACUACCAUAUUGAUGAUGUUUUUUGAUAUGCCGUAUCAACUGAUUGCAGAACCACCAAGCCCGCCAACAAAUCUAGCUGUCGUUGCCGUAACUAGCAGAACUAUAGAAUUGUCAUGGAAACCGUCUUAUAGUGGAAAUAGCGCCAUCUUGAAGUAUAUAGUACAGUAUAAAAAUGCCUCAGGUUCGUGGGAUAGGCACUUUACUCCUCUCGUCUUCUCCAGUUCAGAAACUUCAGCUACCAUUAGAGGAUUACUUCCGGUUACAACAUAUCAUUUCCGGGUGGUUACCGAGAACCUGCAAGGACAUAGUCAGCCAAGUGCAAUUGUAGAAUCCACAACAGCUGUGGAAGUGCCAGGUGGUCCACCAUUAAAUGUCUGUGUCGAGGCCACGGGGUCACAGUCUUUGAAAGUCACCUGGACACCACCGAAGCCAGAACUUCAGCACGGUGCCAUCCAAGGCUACUAUCUGGGUUACAAACAAACAGACAGUGACCAUCCGUUCCAGUACAAGCGUGUAGGGAAGUCCACUCGAGCUCACUACAUCACCUAUCUCACCAACUUGAAACGGAAUACAAAAUAUGCCGUCCUGGUACAAGCUUUUAAUAACGUAGGAGCUGGGCCUAGAUCGGACGAAACGUACGCUGUGACACUAGAAACAGCUCCACCCACUUCUCCUGUUAUAUCUGUAAUUUCUACAUCACCUUCAACUAUAACCAUACAGUGGAAGCGAGACGAAUAUGGCGACACUCUGAAAGAAUAUACUCUACACUACAAGCACGACGGCGAUGAUUGGAUGAAAGAAUCGAUAAAUGUUGAAUCCAACAGAUAUACAUUAAAAGACUUAAAAUGUGGCACACGGUAUCGCCUAUUUAUGACGUCAUCAAACAGCCUCGGAAGUGGAGAACCGCGUGAUCCUAUUACUAUAAGAACAAAAGGAGGGGCACCAGUCUCCCCUCGGAAAGAAGACUUUAUACAGCCAAACACGACAUUUUUAACGUUGAAUCUGGAAGCUUGGCAGAGUGGAGGCUGUCCAAUUCAAAACUUCAACGUCCAGUACCGUACUACGUUUCAGAGACGCUGGAUUACUGCCCGUCUACCGCUAAUAACGCUACAGAAUCAAUUUAUCAUACGUCACUUAGCGCCAGGCCGCGAAUAUAAUCUUCUCGUUAAUGCUCACAAUGAGGCUGGGACGACAGAAGCUGAGUAUACAGUAAAGACAUUAAAUUUUUCGUUGGCCUCCCCUACGAUUACAGCGCCACCUCCCGUUUUGGAAGAUUCUUAUCUGCCUUUUUACCGAAACUUGACCGUGCUGCUACCUGUCGCUAUUUCUAUCAUCGUUUUAUUGGUUGUCAUUGUUACUGUCAUUGUCUGUCUUCGACGCCAGUCGGAUACAAGCAGCCGGGCUAGCAGUGGAGAUAGUCAAUCAAGAAAAGGCAGACAAGGUGAUGCUGUCGGAAUGGUGGAUUUUUACCAAAAGGGAGGGAAAGAUGGCGAUGCUUCGUUAAAAUCAUCAACAUAUUUUUCCCCAGCAAGUGGCAAAAGUAUUGGAAUAACCUUUAAUAAUCGACACCGUCGUCAUGACGACAAUCAUGAAUAUGCUGAACCUUACGCUGCAGUACCGCCACCCAAAUGCGUUACACGCGAAGGCUGUCCAACAAUGUCAAGUGUUGCUGCAAGAACUGAUGGACCAUACGCUACUAUGAAGCGGAGCCCACCCCGACCGGUAACCUAUCUGCCACCCAUAAAUCAAGGUGUUAAAGUCAGAAACAGUCGACAGAUGGCACAACUUGAAAGACCAAUAACUUGUAAUAAUUCUGGAUCCAGCUCCUCGGGAUCAAGUGGAGAUAGGCCUAGUAGUAUGUAAAAAAAAAA
This is a messenger RNA of Limulus polyphemus (Atlantic horseshoe crab), 4708 nucleotides long. Its product is annotated as Down syndrome cell adhesion molecule-like protein Dscam2. The record is from RefSeq and is a predicted model, not a curated record. The coding region runs from base 234 to 4700 and encodes 1488 amino acids. Gene Ontology annotation, biological process: homophilic cell-cell adhesion; axon guidance; dendrite self-avoidance. The transcript is spliced from 25 exons. Gene Ontology annotation, molecular function: cell-cell adhesion mediator activity. Lineage: Eukaryota; Metazoa; Arthropoda; Merostomata; Xiphosura; Limulidae. Gene Ontology annotation, cellular component: plasma membrane; axon.